Molecule: messenger RNA, 2147 nt
Organism: Paramuricea clavata
Lineage: Eukaryota; Metazoa; Cnidaria; Anthozoa; Malacalcyonacea; Plexauridae
Source: the annotation of a GenBank genome assembly
UGCUGCCCUGUAGACGAUACACAUUCAUGCCCUCUUAUUCUUCAUUUAAAAGCUUUCCAGAACUGCAGAAUGGCUUUUUAAAAUUACAACAUCUGAACAGAUGCAAUUCAAGAUAUCGACAUUGUAUAGUUGGCAUGUAUAUUAUGGCAUAUAGACAGUGCAAAGACUGUGAUUGCGAAAAUUACUGUUGCUUCUUCUAAUCUGAAAAAAAAUCAUUAGUCAAGGUGACUGGAGCCUCAAUGUAAGAAAAAGUUUUAAAUUUGUCGACCCCAUCAUCGUUAUUUUUUGUUCCAUAAACUUAUAAUGGUAUAUCCUGUACUUUAUAGUGAAAAAUAGAUUGAGUCAACAAACAAACAAAAGAAAGAUUGUGCAAAUCCUUAAAACCAUCCCAAAGGAAAUGGAUCAGACGGAUUUGCGUUCCCGUUCGGCAGAGAUACGUUCCAGGAUGUAUACUCAUAUCAGGGAUACUGAAACCAUUAAAAGAAAAGUAGGGCAAAAACGCGGUCGUAGAGAAUUGCGAGAAUCAACGAUACCAUCCUUAAAACGGAGCUUAACAGGAACAAAAAGAAGAGCAGAUGGAAUGACAAGGGAAGCAGAAAGAACGGUAGAUCGAAUAGGUCGACUGGAAACCCAAAUGACUGAUAUGCAAAACGAGUUUCGGGAAACGAAAGCAGCUCUUCAUACUGGGCAGACAGCCUACAACUUCGAAAUGGACCUUGCCGCAUACAUCUAUCCACCAGGAACGGUAAUCAGACAUGGUCGAAUAUUUACAAGACUCAUGGAUUGGUUGAGAGACAACAGAAACACCCCUGAAGGACGUGAAGGAAUCAGGAGGUGGGAAGAAUUGAAAAUACGGUUUGGCUGGUCAGAUAAUACACAUAAAUCCGUAUUUUUUAAAAUGCUCCGGUGCAGGCAAGCCUACGCGCAUCCCAUUGUCAAUUAUGCAUUGCAGACUUCUGGAAACUUUACCAGGACAGAAGCGAGACACGUUGAAGAUAUCCGUCAGAUGACUAUUUGGCUAAAUGAACAACACAACCCGUAAUUUAAUAACUUCACAACAACACCCUGCUAAGUGAUGUUGUCAAUGGAUUAUCUCAUAAUUAUUAGAAGUUUUGAAAUAAUAUUUAGGCCCUGUCCACACGCAUCCGGAUUCGUUCGUAUCCGCAAACAUUUUGUUGCGGAUUCAAAAGUUUACGCGUCCACACGUAUGCGGAUUCGUUGCGUUUUCGAGCGUCCACACGUAUUCGCAAAAACGAUGCUAGAUUUGCUUACAGAGCAUGCGCUAUCACAUGUUAUGAGGUGUCAGGCGAGAAAUGUGGCCGUGAGAUCCAGGUCGAACUCAAAACCUUGGAGGUAGUGCUUGGCGCUUUUUGUUGAGACGUUUCACGGCCACAUUUCUGGCAACUGGCAUUGACUUAAAAUUUACCGGUUAAUAUUGAAACAACAGAUUCCAUCCGUAGCGCCAUUAUGCUGUGAUAAAUCACCUAGACGACGUACACGCGAGCUAUGUUCAGAAUAGACUGGACUUCGCACUUUAGAGUGAGUGGAUAUCAAUUUUCAUCGAUUUACGUCAUCGUUUUCAAAUCGUUGCGGUUACAGCACGUCCACACGUAUCCCGAUUCGUUGCGUUUUCAACACUUUCCACUCUGGAGACCGUUUUCAAAAGUUUGCGGUUACGGUAUGCAUUUUCGUCGGAUACGUGUGGACGCUAAGCGUAACCGCAACAAAAUGUUUGCGGAUACAAACGAAUCCAGAUACAUGUGGACGGGGCCUUGAUAAUUAAUAAUUAGGCAUUUCUCAAUUGACAACCGCAAAGCAUCUAAGGAUUGUUUGGAGGGGCAACACAAAGUGGGAAGAAAUUUUAAGAGUUAAAAGAGAAGCAAGAAAGUAUAAAAGAUGCCUCAUUAUCUCUAACAAAAUACCUCAAAAGUUGUUGAUGCUUUGCGGUCUCGAUUAGGAACUGGCUAAUUAUUUUAAUGGUUUGAAAAGGGACAAUUGGCAAAAUUACUGUCACGGGACGCGGGUUGUUCUCACUUGGAAAAUGUAAUAGUAAUUACGCAAUGGGUGAGUGACUAUUGAUUUUAAACUUUCAAUAUAUAAUAUGACAUUAGUUAGUAUUUUUUAUUAAUUUUUUGUGUAAAUAAUUG